AUGGCAACUUGGGACGGGUCUGGAAGCCAUGGCGGAUGCACUCCAGUCACCGCUGGACUGGUGCUUCCUACCCAGCCAGCUCGUUUCCAGUCAGAUUACGGGGAGGUGACGGAGCAGCCAUGGCUAUUUGCUCGGGACAAGUUCGCGAAGCUCCCCAGGCGGAUGCCCUGUCGGUUCGUCGAGGCCUGGAUUCAUCGCGGAGAAUCGCGACCGUUCGGCAGACUGAGAUAUUUUCCUGGCAAAAUAUCUGCGCUCGAGAAUGACUCCCGCUUGCUGGGAUACUCGAAUCUUCCAAUUGUCGCACUUAGCUUCCAUAGAGGUGCGGGUGCCACCUCCCGCCGAUUCCGCGGGCCUUGGGCAGCGGCUUCCGCAUUCUCGUCGACUCCCCGCCGUCUGCUGCUCCUUUCCGCCGCGUUAUUCGGACUUCUAGCGCUCCUCCGCUUCUCCCCGCACUCCGCGCUUGACAUACGGUUGCGGUAUCGCGCUAGUAACGAGCAGGGCUCCUCCCUUUCCUAUAUUUCGCGGGAUUACAGAGACAUCGCGGAACACGCGCCAUGGGCGGAAGCGGAGACAUCCGCGGAAGGGCUGCGUAUAGCCGCGGGUAAUGCGGUGAAUGCCGCCUACGCUCCACGCGAUCGGAGGGAAGGCGACAACCGCGAAGGGCGGCGGAAACUUCGGCGAGAACUGUUAUAUGUGGAGUGGCGCGCGCGCGUUGAUGCGCUUUCCGCGGAGCGGGCGGAGAAUGGGCCAUGGUGGGCGCGGGGGGAGUGGAGUUGGGCGGAAAAGGGGGAAGCGGAAGAGAGAGGGGAGGAGUGGAGAAUGGAGGAGGAGCAGUGGGUGCGGGAAGAGAGAGAGGGAAAACUACAGGAUAUGCCUGGAUCUAGAGCUUCAAUGUCUGAGUCAGAAGAUCAGAAUGAUGAGUCAGCAGAUGACAGGGAUGAGUCAGCAGAUGACAGGGAUGAGUCAUCAGAUAACCGUGUUGUAGGGAGUUCGGGCACUGAUGGGAGACUGGCUGUGGGAAAGGGGGAGGAGGGAGAAGGGGUGGGAGAAGGGGAGGAUGAGGAGGAUGAGGAGGAUGAGGAGGAUGAGGAGGAUGAGGAGGAGGAGGAGGAGGAGGAGGAGGAGGAGGAGGAGGAGGAGGAGGAGGAGGAGGAGGAGGAGGAGGAGGAGGAGGAGGAGGAGGAGGAGGAGGAGGAUGAGGAGGAGGAUGAGGAGGAGGAGGAGGAUGAGAGAGGGGAGGGUCGCAUGGGCUGCCGAACUGGGCGGUUGAUGGUGCAGCAGCGGGAGAAGUGGGAGGAACAGGCGGAGUGGGAGGAGGCUCGGGAGAGGGACGUGGAUGAUGCCCGUGUGGCGCUGGCACCUCUGCUGGCGGCGAUGCGCGGUGAGAGGGUGAAGGGGGAGGAGACGGAUAGCGGGGAUGAGGAGAAGGCCAGGGGGGAGGGGAGAGAGAGCGGAAAUGAGAGGGAAAAUGGGGUGGGGGAGAGGGGGAAGGAGAGGGGGGAGGAGAGGGGGGAGGAGAGGGGGGAGGAGAGGGGGGGAGGAGAGGGGGAGGAGGCGGAUGUGGAGCAAGAGCUGCUGGGCGAUGGGCUUGUGCAUGCUAACGAUGCAGUCAGUAUUGAGGAUGGGGAUGGUGAUGGUGAUGGUGAUGGUGAUGGUGAUGGUGAUGGGGAUGGUCGAGGGGAGACGAGAGGAGGGAAGGAAGGGGUGAGAAGGAGUGUAGAAGGGGGUGCGAAGGUGAACGGGGGAGGAAGGGGUGAGGAGGCGGUGGGAGGAGAGGCGGUGGGAGGAGAGGCGGUGGGAGGAGAGGCGGUUAUAUCCGAUGCUGGCAGGGUUAGAGGGCAGCGCAUGAAGCUGCAGGUGGGGACGGACGAGAGCUACGUGCUCUCCGUGGGGGGUGCUGCAUCCGACCAUUUGUGGUCAGCAGCGAUUAGAAUCCACGUGAGCAGUGCUGCUGGUUGUGCAGGGGAGCUGGGCGCAGAGCAGGGGGGUGGGUUGCGGUGCAGCGGGGUGGGUUGCGGUGCAGGGGGUUGGGUUGCGCAUGUUGCCCCUCGCAUCCAUCCAACCGCUGUGCUGCUGCCGUUCAACCCUUCCUUCUCUGCUAUCUCCCUUCCCCCGCUGCCCCUCCCUAUCUCGUCUCACACCUUUUCUCUUCACCAACCGACUCCCCUCUCCACACCUUCUUUCCGCACUUCUAUCCCCUCCUCCUCCCCUCGUCCGCCCCUCCUCCCGCUUGCUCCGACAGGCCAACACAACAGUGGGCGCCCUGAGAGCUCUGGAGACGUUGAGUCAGCUAGUGCGGUGGGACGCUGCUUCCCGCCUGGCUCUGCUGCAAGGCGUGCCUCUCACCAUCCACGACCGCCCGCGCUUCCCCACCGAGGAGUGCUGCUGGGUGAGAGAGCGGUGCUGCUGGGGGGGAGAGCGGUCCUGCUGGGUGGGAGAGCGGUGCUGCUGGGUGGGAGAGCGGUCCUGCUGGGGGGAGAGCGGUGCUGCUGGGGUGGGAGAGCGGUUCUUCUGGGUGGGAAAACGGAGGUGCUGGGUGAGAGAGCGGUGGUGGUGGGUGUGAAGUCACCUGUUGAAGAUCUGGCACUUGAGGCAAGUCAGUCUGGACUUCAUGCCUCCCUCUCUCACCUCACCGCCCUCUCUCACCCCCCUCUCACCCUCUCUCCCCCCUCUCACCCCCCUCUCACCCCCCUCUCACCCCCCUCUCACCCCCCUCUCUUACCCCUAUUUCCCUCUGUUCCCACCAUCCUCUGUUCUCUCUGCCUUGUCACAGACACGGCAAGGCACUUCCACCCCGUCCCCUUUAUAGAGCGACUCUUGGACUCCAUGUCGUACGCCAAACUCAACGUGCUUCACUGGCAUUUAGUGGACUCAGAGGCCUUCCCCAUCGAGACGCCCUCCUUCCCGCGGCUCUGGAAAGCUGCCCGCUCCCCCCACGAGCGCUACUCCCUCGCAGACAUGCGGCACGUGGUGGGGUGA
This is a messenger RNA of Closterium sp. Yama58-4, 2979 nucleotides long. NCBI's taxonomy places the organism in Eukaryota, Viridiplantae, Streptophyta, Zygnematophyceae, Desmidiales, Closteriaceae. The record is from the annotation of a GenBank genome assembly.